Molecule: messenger RNA, 1224 nt
Organism: Arabidopsis thaliana (thale cress)
Lineage: Eukaryota; Viridiplantae; Streptophyta; Magnoliopsida; Brassicales; Brassicaceae
Gene: MYB121
Product: myb domain protein 121
Exons: 3
Coding region: 205-1035 (276 amino acids)
Biological process (GO): DNA-templated transcription; regulation of DNA-templated transcription
Cellular component (GO): nucleus
Molecular function (GO): DNA-binding transcription factor activity; DNA binding; sequence-specific DNA binding
Source: RefSeq, marked reviewed
AAAACACCCACAAAAAGUAAGAAGUGACUGUUGUCAAGCAUAUAAUAGAGAUCCACAUACUAUUUAUAUCCACACGCACAUGUUCAAGCAGAGACAAAGAUAUAGAAAACAUAAACAUAGAAGAGCAAAUUAAGCAACAGUCUUACACAGACAGAAGUUGUAGAAUUGAUUUGUGAGUGAAAAACUAUUUAAGACUGAACAAGUAUGCUUGAUUGGGGAGUUCAAGGUCAUCAUCAAAAGCAUGAUCAUGAUAUUUAUCAACAACAACAUCAACAACAAGGAUGUAGGAAGGGACCAUGGACACUUGAAGAAGACAAGCUUCUCGCAGAGUAUGUUACUUCGCAUGGUGAAGGAAGAUGGAGCACUGUAGCUAAGUGUGCAGGGUUGAAUAGAAGUGGUAAAAGCUGUAGACUAAGGUGGGUGAACUACUUGAGGCCAGGGCUUAAGAGAGGACAAAUCACUCCUCAAGAAGAAGGAAUCAUCCUUGAACUUCAUUCCCUUUGGGGUAACAAGUGGUCUACAAUCGCAAGAUAUUUACCAGGACGAACCGAUAAUGAAAUAAAAAACUACUGGAGAACACAUUACAAGAAAAACCAAAAAUCUUCUUCGAAGCAAGACAAAGUAAAAAAAUCUCUAUCCCGGAAACAACAACAAGUGGAUCUUAAACCACAACCACAAGCACAAUCUGAGAAUCAUCAGUCUCAGCUAGUGUCCCAAGAUCACAUGAAUAUCGACAACGAUCAUAACAUAGCUUCAUCCUUGUAUUACCCGACAAGUGUCUUCGAUGACAAAUUAUAUAUGCCUCAAAGUGUAGCAACAACCUCAUCCGACCACUCUAUGAUCGAUGAAGGUCACUUGUGGGGCAGCUUGUGGAAUCUAGACGAGGAUGAUCCGCAUAGCUUUGGUGGUGGCUCAGGACAGGGAACAGCUGCGGAUAUUGAUGAGAAGUUUCCAGACAGCGGAAUUGAGGCCCCGUCGUGUGGCUCAGGGGAUUAUAGUUAUACUGGAGUUUACAUGGGAGGCUAUAUUUUUUGAUUAGUAUGCUCGAAGAUAUCAAGAAGUUGUGUCUUCGUAGGUUGAGAAAAAAAUUAAAACACCUCAUUGUGUAAUUUAUAACUUUAGUAGUGAUCUAAAACUAGAGUGGAGUGAGGCUAAUAAGAUGGUUUGGAAUAUAUAUGUCUAUUCUACCAUUGUUUGUAUAAGUUUUAUGGAAUAAAUAGUUUC